GUCGUAAAGUGGUUGUUUCUGCCGUAAAGUCACAUGGCAGCAGCCGACAGCGUGUUUGACACUUUACUUCUCCAACUACUGCCUCUUUUUCACCCUUUUACUUCUCUAACCACUACUUCUUUUUCACCCCUUUACUUCUCUAACCACUACUUCUUUUUCACCCCUUUACUUCUCUAACCACUACUUCUCUUUCACCCCUUUACGUCUCUAACCACUACUUAUUUUUCACCCCUUUACUUCUCUAACCAUUACUUCUUUUUCACCCCUUUACUUCUCUAACCACUACUUCUUUUUCACCCCCCUGCUCAUUUGGAAGCUGAAGAGGUGAAAGCUGACCUUUCUUAUGUAGCCUGUGAUCGACUCUUGGCCAUGUUUGUGUUGGUGGAGAUGGUCGACACUGUCAGGAUCUGUCCCUGGGACUUCCACAAGCAAGUCAACGAGGCAGUGUCCGAGGAGCUCAACAAAAAGCUGGCGAACAAGGUGGUGUACAACGUGGGCCUGUGCAUCUGCUUGUAUGACAUCACCAAACUGGAGGACUCCUACAUAUUCCCAGGGGAUGGCGCCUCACACACCAAAGUCCAUUUCAGGUAUGUGGUGUUUCACCCGUUCCUGGAAGAGAUCCUGGUGGGCAAGAUCAAGUACUGCAGUCAGGAAGGCGUUCAUGUGACCAUGGGCUUCUUUGACGACAUCCUCAUCCCGCCAGAGUCCCUGCAGCAGCCCACGAAGUUUGACGAAGCCGAGCAGGUGUGGAUGUGGGAGUAUGAGACCGAGGAGGGAGCCCACGACCUCUACAUGGACCCUGGAGAGGAGAUUCGCUUUCGGGUGGCGGACGAGCUAUUUGUCGACACGUCGCCCACGGGACCCACCGCUGACGCCACGGCUGACACACAACCUGGACAGUCCACGGCACCACCGCCCCCUGCUGAGAAGAAAGAAGCACCGUACACGCUCAUAGGCACCAUCUGUGAGCCGGGCCUGGGGCUGCUGUCAUGGUGGAACAAUUAGCAGCAACAGCAGCAGGAGGAGGAGCUGAUCAGGACGAGGAGGAGCUUAUCUGGGCGAGGACGCCAGACUGGAGCGCCUGGGCGACGCAGCAGGCAGGCCCACUAUUGACAGAAUGAUUUUAGGUUGUCUCUUGUCCUGAUUGUCUUCAUACGACAGCAAGACUGCAAGCAAACACAAGCUGGGAUUGUCUGCUGUCAGAAGUAAGAAAGAUGAGGAGAGGAAGGUAAUGGUGGCUUUUUCUCACUUCAGUCCUAUACAGUGUGUCAUGUGACCACUGCAACCUGUGCACUGUGGACUGACAAAAGGACUUUUGUUCACAUAGAACUAAAUAUGUAAAUAACUUUUGCUUUGCACUUGAGUGGAACAAAGCACAUUCAUGUUUUUUUCCCCCCAAAUAAAAGCCAAUCUAUGGA
Messenger RNA from Nerophis ophidion (straightnose pipefish), 1418 nucleotides. RefSeq names its product polymerase (RNA) III (DNA directed) polypeptide H (gene polr3h). Lineage: Eukaryota; Metazoa; Chordata; Actinopteri; Syngnathiformes; Syngnathidae. The coding region runs from base 370 to 1005 and encodes 211 amino acids. The transcript is spliced from 6 exons. Gene Ontology annotation, biological process: transcription initiation at RNA polymerase III promoter; DNA-templated transcription. Gene Ontology annotation, cellular component: RNA polymerase III complex. The record is from RefSeq and is a predicted model, not a curated record. Gene Ontology annotation, molecular function: DNA-directed RNA polymerase activity; DNA binding.